AUGGCGGCCGCCCUGGGAGGAGGAGCAGAUGAUGACUUUGAUCAGUUUGAUAAGCCUGGUGCGGAAAGGUCGUGGAGAAGAAGAGCUGGAGAUGACGACUGGGACAGCGAACUUGAUGACGACUUGCUCGGGGAGGAUUUGCUAACUGGCAAGAAGAAUCAAUCAGACUUAUCUGAUGAAGAACUGAAUGAUGAUCUUCUGCAAAGUGACAAUGAAGAGGAACCAGAUUUUGGUUCUCAAGCUGUCACCAUUAGCCUCAACACCACAUCUGGCCUGCUUACGUCCUACGAGCUCUCGGAGACCAUGAACGAUCGAUCCAUCGAACACGAGUCCGAAUAUGACCAAGGAGAAGGUGAACUGGUGUAUGGCAAAUCAGAAGCACCUGGAGUUUAUGCUUCAGAGUAUGCAGAGGAGGGACAUUAUGAAGGCAACGAUCCUGAACUGUCAGAAGACCAAAUAGAAUAUGGGGAAGAGCCUGGAGAAGAAGAUGAAGUGCUAGACCUUGAAAUCAAUGAACCUCUAGAUGAAUUUCCAGAUGAAGAUUACAUGCAGUCAUAUAAUGAGCAAGCAAUGGAGGAGCAAGAAGAUUAUCCAGCUGAUGAGGAACUAGAAGAUUCCCAGGCAAUGGCAAAUGAAUCAGAAGAGGCAGCUAUUGAAUCCCUGGAGCUUCAGGAAGAGACUAAAGAAGAAUCUGAUGAAGAGGAGGAUGACGAUGAAGAGUCUGGACGACUACGUUUCAAAACGGAGCGGAAAGAAGGAACAAUAAUUAGGCUAUCAGACGUGACAAGAGAGAGGAGAAACAUUCCAGAAACUUUGGAGCUCUCCGCGGAGGCCAAAGCGGCGCUGCUGGAGUUUGAAGAGAGGGAGAGGCAGCUCAAGCAGGGCCGCUACGGCUCGAGGAGAGGAGGGCGCCGGGGAGGCUCCGUCCUGUGCCACGGCCUGGGCGACCAGCGGCGCGACAACGGCGACAGGGCGCGCAUGAAGGAGCACCGGCCCGCGCUGCUGCCCAGCCAGCCCGCCCCCAUGACUCAUUCACAGAGGUUAAUUCCACCACACCAGCAACCUGUUAGGAGUCUGUUCCAGCAGCAGCAGCAGCAACCGCAGCAGCAGCAGCAACAGCCGCAACAACAGCAACAGCAGCAGCAGCAGCAACAGCAGCAACAGCAACAGUUACAAUCUCUGCUUCCUUUACAGCAUCAGCAUCAUUCUUCCCCUCCUCCAGGGCUACACAUGCCCCCUCAGAUAGAAACCCCUAGAAUAAUGAUGACUCCACCGCCAGUGACACCUCAGCAACCGAAGAACAUACAUAUAAACCCACAUUUCAAGGGGACAGUAGUGACGCCUGUACAAGUGCCCUUGCUGCCAGUUCCAGCCCAGCCAAGACCUGCCGUCGGACCCCAGAGAUUUCCCGGCCCGCCCGACUUCCAGCAGCACCCGCCGGGCCCCGUGGCCAGCAGCUUCUCGCCCGCGCCGCGGCUGCCCAUGCAGGAGCAGUGGCGGGGCCCCCCGCCGCCGCUGCCGCCGCCACCGCCGCCCCCGCAGGACCGCGACCCCUUCUUCCUGGGAGAUCCCCGCUUCCCCGGGCACCCCCUGUUCGAGCAGCGCAGCCCCCCGCCGCCGCCGCCCCCGCCGCUGCUCAACAGCGCCCACCCGGUGCCCACGCAGAGCCCCAUGCCCUUCGCGCAGCCCGGCCCGGCCUUCAGCCAGCAAGGGCAGCAGCCCGUGUUCCCGCGGGAGCGGCCCGUGCGGCCCAACCUGCAGCCCCAGGGCCCCGUGGGCAUCCUGCACUUCAACCAGCCGGGCUCGGCCGCCCCGCGCCCCUUCAUGCCGCCGCGGCAGCAGUUCCUGCAGGCGCCCACGCAGCCCUUCCUGGCAGCCCACGCGCAGCCCAACAUGCAGGGCCCCUUGCACCCUCCUCUGCAGCCGCAGCCCCAGCCGCAGCCCCAGCAGCACCAUCACCAGCAGCAGCAGCAGCACCAUCACCAGCAGCAGCAGCAGCACCACCACCACCUGCAGGGCCCCCCGCAGCCCUUGAUGCCCAUGAACCAGCCCCAGUUCCGGCCCCACAUGCCAGCCGCCCAGCAGCAGCCCAACAACAACCGCAUGCAGUGCCAGCAGCGGCAGGGGCCCAUGAAGCCCAGGCACAACACCCCCUCCCAGAAUAUUGUCAAGCGUUCAAAUCAGCAGCUACAAACAACUGCUCCAAGGAACAGCAACUUGCGUGAGUUGCCCAUAGCCCCGUCGCACGCCAUGGAAAUGAACAACAACAGGCGGACUUCUACUCCAGCUGCUCAGGUCAAGCCCAUCACCAGCACCAUGUCCUCCACCAAGGCUGUAGCUGGCUUUGGAAACUCGCAGGGAAGGCCUGAGAUGAAGGCUAAAGCAAUCACACCAGUGGGCCAAGCGAAAUCAGAAGUAAAAUCUGAGCCAGAGUACCCGGAUGAAGAUGAGGAAACGCGGCUGUACCGCCUGAAGAUAGAGGAGCAGAAGCGGCUGCGGGAGGAGAUCCUCAAGCAGAAGGAGCUGCGGCGGCAGCAGCAGGCGGGCGCCAGGAAGCGGGAGCUGCUCGAGCGCCUGGCGCAGCAGCAGCAGCAGCCGCCGGCGCCGCCGCCCUACGGGCAGCACGAGGACGAGCCCUGCGACUUCCCCGCCAACGGCAGCCCGUACGGACCCCACUCGGGCCUCCAGGCCAGGCCCAACGUCAAAAACAGACUGCUGGUUAAGAAGCAGGAUAUGGUGGCUCCGCACAGCUUCCAGCAACCCAAGCCCCCUGAUUUCCCCCAGGUUGGCACAAACAUGCAGUACCAAGGACACCAAAUGAAGCCGGUGAAGCAGCUGAGGCAGACGAGGACGCUCCCGCCGAGCGCCCCGCCGGCGUCGCCCAAGGCCCCGCAGGCCAAGCCGGCCGCGGCGGCCGCGCUGCCCGCGACGGCGCCGUCCCCGCGCGCGCCCUCGGGCCCGGCCCGGCCCCAGGAGCUCAAGCCCGGCGUGAAAAGGACUGUGAUGCAGCGCGCCAACAGCGCGGCCGGAGACGGGCCCCACGUCGGCAGCAAGGUCAGGGUGAUUAAGUUGUCAGGAGGGGUCAUUAUGCACGGGAGAGGCAGAGGAGUAGCAGGCCAGAUGGGCCGAGGACGCUUGAUGCCAAAUAAACAGAACCUGCGAGUGGUGGAGUGCAAACCUCAGCCCUGCAUCGUGUCAGUUGAAGGGCUUUCUUCAUCAACUACUGAUGUCCAACUGAAAAACCUGCUGAUGUCAGUGGGACCCAUUCAGAGUUUACAGAUGCUUCCUCAACAACGGAAAGCCAUAGCAAAAUUUAAGGAGCCAGCACACGCUUUAGCAUUUCAGCAGAAAUUCCACAGGCACAUGAUAGAUCUGUCGCACAUAAACGUGGCGCUGAUAGUUGAGUGAGGUCCUGCUCGGAGAAGCCCUGGCCCACACAGGAGCGUUGUGGGGCGCGCGUGAGACGCGGUGACGAGACCACCAGGCCCUGAACCCUUUCAGCCCUGCAGUCUUUGCAUUGCUGUUGAGCUACAGAGAACAGCAAGAUGCCCUCAAGGAGAGCUGGACUUAAGAUCUCCUCCGGAGGUGGAAUUUCUGUUCCGUCUGUUCAUGUUCUGUUGUAACCACAUGGAACUACAGAUUUUUUUUUCCCCAAAUGCUUACAAUGCAUGUAGACACUGUUCUUGGAGAUACUUCUGUGUGACCACAGUGACUUGAGAGAGAACGUUUACACCGAAAGAUUUAAAAACUUUCUUCAUAGCAAAGAAUAUUUGAUAAUGGUUGCUCUUAUCUUCAGUGUGAGGUAUUUAAAUGAAAACUCACUUUUUCUAAACAGAACUAGCUAUGUUGUGCAUCUGAGCAUAUAGAAGGGAUCCGUGCAUAGACUUAAACACUGUCUACUUCACUGAAUAACAGAAUGCUGAGAAGCUUUGGAGGUGACACUGGAGAACUGUAGUUUCUAUCUCUGUAAAUAUGCCAAGUCUGUCUUUGCAUUUGCUAUUCCAACACAGACUUUCAUCUUCUCCUUCCAACUCCACUUGCUCCGUGAGACUUUGCAUAGGAAUGGCAUUGCUGUGUUUUCCCUUGGUUUUUAAAAACAAGGAUCUUUGCCCUUGAGUAGCAUCGUGGUGUAGUUAACUCCGAGUGGUAACUGAGUUGCUUUAAAGGGCAUUGCCAGAUAGAAGGAAAAAGAAAUAUUUAGUGGCUCACUUGAAAAACGUUACCCAGGAAGAGUGGUGUGUGCCUAGUAGUUGUUAUGCACUAGUGUUUCACAAUCGCCAUACACUUUAAUUUGAUUAGUUGGGGUUUUUUUGACUUGAGAUUUAAUUUGCGACUAAUGCUGAACCGUAAGAAACCCCUCACUGCAAAGGUUUGCUUUGAUGUGGUGUUCCCAAUAAAAACAGGAUUCCAAGAACUUUGCCAGUCUGCUGUUGAAUGUGGCAGUUCCCCCCAAAAUUAUGUACAAACAUUAAGAUUACAUUUUAUUCAAAGCAAAAUCCGUAGUAUUUCCUUUUGGUUAGAACCAUUUAGAUGGUAUUGCCAAAGGAAUAACUUUUUUCAGUUAUUUUUGAAUAAACUUGCUAAAAUGUCAUCUCUCGGAUUGCAGUUUUUACGAAUGUAUUCCCAUAGUUUUUAGCCUGGGAGCUUUUGCUUGAUCCUUUCUUUUAGGGAAUACUGUUAAGCUCUCUACUGUUGGAGUGGAGGAACUUGCAGAGCCUCUGUAGCCUUGUUACAUGAGUAACCACAGGAGAGCACUAUUGGUUUGUCAUAAAACAGCAGGGACUGAGGUCCAAAAUAGGUGUGCUAAGCCUAGCAGGAUAAACUAAGCAAGCUCAUAGUAGCAUAGAUCUUUUUUAUGAAGGUCUAUUGGUAACCAAGUCCCCAAGACCUCCUAAUUGGCUUUCCUACAGCUUAAUUAAGUAGAAGUUAUUAAAUUUAACAAUUGAAUAAUAAAAAUUGUCAGGAAUCUUCUAGAUAAAUUGUUUUUUCACGGAAAUAAUAUGGAAUAAUUUGGUACUCUGAAAAUACUACACUAGCCAAAAAAAAAAAAAAAUAAAGAGUUUUUCUAAACUCGUUUUCAACAUAGCCAGUGACAUCAUGAGGAUUUUCCCAUGGAAGUGAGCUCUAGAUCUGUCUGCCUGCUUCCAUAUUAUGCAUAAUAUUCAUAUUAUGUGUUCUGCAUGAUUACAGUGUCCCGCUCGGGCUAGUCCUAAGCUCA
This is a messenger RNA of Nothoprocta perdicaria, 5218 nucleotides long. It is a transcript of the gene RBM33, whose product is annotated as RNA binding motif protein 33. NCBI's taxonomy places the organism in Eukaryota, Metazoa, Chordata, Aves, Tinamiformes, Tinamidae. The record is from RefSeq and is a predicted model, not a curated record. Bases 1 to 3408 code for a protein of 1135 amino acids. Gene Ontology annotation, molecular function: RNA binding. The transcript has 18 exons.